Messenger RNA from Penicillium roqueforti, 1452 nucleotides. Its product is annotated as MFS transporter/fungal specific transcription factor domain-containing protein. NCBI's taxonomy places the organism in Eukaryota, Fungi, Ascomycota, Eurotiomycetes, Eurotiales, Aspergillaceae. Gene Ontology annotation, molecular function: polyamine transmembrane transporter activity. The coding region runs from base 1 to 1452 and encodes 483 amino acids. Gene Ontology annotation, biological process: intracellular polyamine homeostasis; transmembrane transport. The transcript is spliced from 5 exons. The record is from RefSeq and is a predicted model, not a curated record.
AUGGACGUCGUACAGGUGGAGCUGCAUCGUCGCUUGUGGGCACAGAUCUGUUACUUGGAUUUCCGCGCGGCUGAAGAUCAGGGUUUUGCGCCUUCAAUCCAUGAGUCGGACUUCGAUACGCGUCGACCCCUCAGCCUGGAUGAGGUCGAUCUCAUCGAAGGAGUGGAACCCUCAUCCGGGCUCUCGGAUGCCCCCAAAUUCACCGAUAUGACCAUCUAUCUCCUGCGGAUCACCACAGUUCAAUAUUACAGGCGUAUUAUUCAGGUGACACAUGCUUCGCGAAAGAAAUUGCGCAUCAGCAGUCCUGUGGAUGCGGCUGAAGCAUUAGUGGAGCUACAAAGCCUAUUGAGCACUGCUCAGACUCUUGCCAGCGAAUUUGAGAGGAAUCUGGACGACCUCGUCCGAUACUGCGAUAAGAGGUCCACGGGUGGAGCCUCGUACGAAGCGGGAGGCCCCACACCUCGACCGAGGAGCAUUCAGUAUCGAGCGACCAACAUGUCCCUCGCACAUAAAUGCAGUAGCGCCGAGUCUCCAGCAGCAUUGAACAUGAUGCAAUCCCCAGCAAUCACAGAAACAACGCCAGAGGACGAGCGAACAGAUUCGCUCAAUGAGCCCACGCAAGAUGUUACCAAGGCAGAACUCGGAAUCAGACAAGAAAUCAUGGUGUUCUUUUUCAUAACCUGCCUGAUAGAGAUUGCCAAGGAUAUGCACACUACCGUGUCUGUGGUGAACUUGUCUAUCGCUUUUGGUUCACUCUCUGUCGCCAUCACCCCCUUGUGGUGGUCAUACCUAGCCGAGCUCUAUGGUCGUCGACUAGUAUACAUACUAUUCUUCUUAUUUCUUGGAAUCUUCGGCAUUCUCGCCGCUAUCAGCCCCAACAUCGGCAUGUUUAUUGCCAUGCGACUCCUUGCGAAUGCCUCCAGCGCUUCCAUUCAAGCAGUCAGCGCCGGUAACAUUUCUGACAUUUUCGAAACGCAAGAGCACGGCAAGGCUAUGGGCGCUUUUAUGCUUGGUCCCAUGCUGGGGCCCAUGCUUGCUCCCAUUAUCGGCGGGGCGCUCACCAUGCGUUGGAGUUGGCGCAGCACGCAGUGGUUUAUGGCUAUCUAUAACUGGGCAGUGUUUGCAGUGAUGGUAUUAUUUAUCCCGGAGAUGGCCACCAACCUCGAGGAGAACCGCGACAAGCACCGAAACGACGCCAUUAGCCCCGGCAAGAAAGCCCUCUACUUCCUCUUAAAGCCCAUGGAAGCCACCAAGCUCCUUCAAUACCCUCCCAUUCUUAUUACGGUCUAUUACACUAGCAUUGUCUUCGCUACGUAUUACCUCAUAUGCGUUUCCAUCGAAGACACCUUCGCCUUUCUACCAUACUCCUGGAGCUCGAUCCUUGUCGGCGUGGCAUAUAUCCCGGGUGGCCUGGGCCUACUUUUCGGUGCUAUCGUUGGCGGCCGCUGGUAG